GGUGCAAAUAACAACAAUGGCCCAUUUGGAUGUCUUGUUUCCAGGACUUGUUUGGUUUCUCUGCCUCUUUAGCUUCUUGUGCAGCCUACCAAAAGCCACCUGCAACAAAACUGAAGAUGAUAGACAAGCUCUCCUUUGCUUCAAGUCGCGGCUCUCAUCUCAAGCAGGAGUUUUAGCUUCAUGGAGCAACACGUCCUUGGACGUUUGCGGCUGGCAUGGCAUCACCUGCAGCACAAUGUCUCCUCGCCGUGUGAUUGCACUAGACCUUGAAUCAGAAGGCAUCUCAGGCUCCAUACCACCUUGCAUUGCCAAUCUGACCUCACUUACAAGGAUGCAAUUCUCAAAUAAUAGCUUCCAUGGCAAAAUACCUUCUGAGCUUGGCACGCUGAGCCAGCUCAGCAACCUCAACCUCAGCAUGAACACUUUGGAAGGUAACAUACCAUCUGAACUCUAUGCAUGUUCACACCUUCAAAUUCUUGAUUUGGGGAGCAAUUCCCUCCACGGAGAGAUCCCCCCUAACUUAGGUCAAUGCAAGAAUCUUCAAGAGAUUAAUCUUAGCAACAAUAAGAUACAAGGAAGCAUCCCUUCUUCUUUUGCAAACCUUCCUGCGCUGCGCAGACUAGUUCUUGCUAGCAACAGGCUUACCGGCAACAUACCACCGUCUUUGGGCAGCAGCCCUUCUCUCACAUAUGUCUAUCUUGGGAUGAAUGCUCUAACAGGCAUCAUCCCAGAGUCCCUAGCAAACAGUUCAUCCAUACAAGUACUUUGGCUCAUGAACAAUAACUUUACUGGAGAAUUACCAAAGGCUCUCUUCAACACAUCAUCUCUUCUUAAGAUUUCCCUCCGACAGAACAACCUUGUUGGUCAUUUGCCUUCUGUUACUGCCACCUCCCCCCCUAUUCAAUACCUCGAUUUAAGGGAUAACCAUAUUUCAGGGAGAAUACCUUCCUCGCUAGGGAACCUUUCUUCCCUUAUUGAUCUCCUUCUUAUGGAGAAUGAUUUAGUUGGGAACAUACCAGACAGCUUAGGCCAUAUCCCAACACUACAGAGACUGGCCUUGAGUGUGAACAACUUAUCUGGGACAGUUCCACCAUCUCUCUUCAACAUGUCAUCACUGAUAUAUCUUGGCAUAGCAAAUAACUCUCUUGGUGGAAGCAUACCCUCCAACAUUGGUUACACACUCCCAAAUAUUCAGGCAUUAAUCCUCUCAGCAAACAAGUUUGAUGGCCCAAUCCCAGCUUCUCUUGCCAAAGCAUACAACCUUCGUAUGCUUUACCUGAAUAGCAACAGCCUAACUGGGUCCAUACCCUUCUUUGAGUCAUUGCCUAACUUAGAGGAGCUUGCUUUGGCAUACAACAAGCUAGACGCAGGAAACUGGGGAUUUAUCUCUUCACUCAUAAAUUGUACUAGGCUGACUAAAUUGAUGCUGUCUGGGAAUAAUCUCCAAGGGAAAUUGCCAAGUUCUAUUGGCAAACUUUCAGAUAGCCUUGAAUGGUUAUGGCUAAGGGAGAACAAAAUUUCUGGGCCUAUACCACUGGAAAUUGGCAAUCUUAAGAGCCUCAGUAGUCUAUACAUGGAUUACAAUCUUAUCACUGGUAAUAUACCGACAACAAUUGGGAAUUUACACAACAUGGUGUUUCUAUCAUUUGCUCACAACAGACUUUCAGGGCAAAUCCCGGAUACUAUUGGUAAUCUAGGUCAGCUAAGUGAACUGAAAUUGGAUGGCAACAAUCUUAGUGGUAGUAUACCUCAAAGUAUAGGCCGUUGUAAUCGACUCCAAAUACUGAACCUUGCUCACAACUCACUAGAUAGCAGUAUACCAAGCAAUAUCUUCAAGAUUUCUUCACUUUCUGAAUUGUUGGACUUGUCACACAAUUACUUGUCUGGAGGAGUGCCAGUGGAAGUAGGUAGUCUCAUUAAUCUGAACAAAAUUAGCAUAUCAAACAACAGGUUGUCUGGCAACAUCCCAUCCACGCUUGGACAGUGUGUGGUUCUGGAGUAUCUUGAGAUGGAAAGCAACUUCAUUGUCGGAAGCAUUCCACGAACUUUUGCCAACUUAGUCAGCUUGAAAAUGAUAGAUAUUUCUCACAACAACUUGUCCGGAAAUAUUCCAGAGUUCUUCACAUCCUUGAGUACCCUACAAUAUCUCAAUUUAUCCUUCAACAAUUUUUAUGGAGAAAUUCCAAGUGGUGGUGUUUUUCACAAUAAUAGUGCAAUAUCAAUAGAAGGAAAUGAUGAUUUGUGCACUAAUAGCAUUGCAAUAGAUGGUAUAACUUUUUGUUCCACAUGGAAAGAGAAGCACAAUUCACUGGCCUUAGUGCUACGAAUAGUUAUGCCAACCAUUGUUCUUGUUAUAUUAAGCUUGAUAUGUGUUGCAAUAAUUUAUUGGAGGAAGAGAAUGCAAGUAACACCACAUUUGCAAGAGUUCAGUCAGAGAAUAAAGAAUAUAUCAUAUGAAGAAAUUGCAAGGGCAACAGAUAGGUUCUCUUCAGAAAACAUAAUCGGAUCAGGAUCAUUUGGAAUUGUUUAUAAGGGCAUAUUGAAUUGUCAUCAAGAUCAAGUUGCCAUCAAGGUUUUCAACCUUAACAUUUAUGGAUCAGAUAGGAGCUUUAUUGCAGAGUGUGAAGCCCUACGAAAUGCCCGUCAUCGAAAUCUAGUUAAAAUCAUCACUUCCUGCUCUUCGGUGGAUUCUAUCGGUGAAGAUUUCAAGGCCCUAGUGUUUCAGUACAUGCCGAAUGGUAACCUAGAAAUGUGGCUACAUCCGCAAGCCACUGAACAUGGUGAAAGAAAUAUUUUGACUCUAAACCAAAGGAUCAAAAUUUGUUUGGAUGUAGCAUUUGCAUUGGAUUAUCUCCAUAAUCAGUGUGCAUCCCCACUAAUACACUGCGACUUGAAGCCGGGCAACAUUCUUUUGGAUGUUGACAUGGCUGCAUAUGUCACCGACUUUGGCCUAUCAAGAUUUCAAUGCACUACAUCAAAUGCACAACUAGAGAGUUCAAAAAGAUUGGCUGGCCUAAGAGGAUCAAUCGGAUACAUCCCACCAGAAUAUGGCAUGAGCGAAGAGAUAUCAACCAAGGGCGACGUCUACAGUUUUGGAGUGCUUCUUUUACAUAUAAUGACAGCUUGUAGUCCAACUGACAAAAAAUGCAAUGAUAGUGCAAGCCUUCAUGAAUUUGUCGAUAGAGUAUACCCAAAUAAUAUUCAUGAGGUUGUUGAUCCAACAAUGCUGCAAGAUGAAAGCAAUGCGACUGAAGUGAUGAGGAGUUGUGUCAUUCCACUUGUUAGAAUAGGCCUCGCUUGCUCCAUAACAUCUCCCAGAGAGCGCCCUGACAUGGAACAAGUUUCCACAGAGAUCCUUAGUAUAAUGCAUGUGGCCUCACACAUGGGCGUGAAAUGAAGCAAGGAUUUGGCAGGAUGGUAGGUAGCAACGGGAAGUUCAUGUAUACUAGAAGGAUUGGUGCACUUUGAUGUGAUCAGUUG
This is a messenger RNA of Lolium perenne, 3480 nucleotides long. Its product is annotated as receptor kinase-like protein Xa21. The record is from RefSeq and is a predicted model, not a curated record. Gene Ontology annotation, biological process: protein phosphorylation. Gene Ontology annotation, molecular function: protein binding; ATP binding; protein kinase activity. Lineage: Eukaryota; Viridiplantae; Streptophyta; Magnoliopsida; Poales; Poaceae.